UACACCCCUCGCCAACUCAACACCACAUCCGCAGUUUCCGCCUUGCUCUUACAUAGUCAAUUAAACGACCCCUCGAAAACCGCAUCCUCGAAGUGAUACGGAGACCGCCACGAUGUCUUCCAACUCGCUCAACUACCCGCUCCUCGCCAUCCCAGCCUACUAUGUCUUCUCCCUCGUCCCGCACAUAUAUGCCGCUAGCCUCCUCACAGCCAACGGCUACAAGAUCAACAACGCGAACCCCAAGGCAGCGUUGUCACCAGAUGCCGUGAAGGGCAAGGUGCCCGAUGCUGUCUUCAAAAAGUACCAACGCGCCGAGAACGCCCAGUCGAACAAUAUGGAACAAAUGCCCCUCUUCGCUGCCGCCGUUAUCGCUAGCAUCAUUGCCGAGCGCACCACCGCAACAGGAAUAGGACGAGAGGUCAUCUCAGGCGAUGCGACGGGCUUGACAACAUUCGUCACAGCUUGGUUUGUAGUCAGGGCAGCGUACUGUCUUGCGUAUGUACAAAUCGCGACUUACUCGAAGAGCAUGAUCAGAAGCGGCCUUUGGGCUAUCGGCAGUGGACUAGCAAUAUACCAGAUCUACAAAGCUGCCGCGAUCUUGGGCUAGAGAUCAUGGAUAAUGAAGCGGCAUGGUGAGCGCGAUGGACACGACAAAGACAAUGCUGGGACAAGAGCACGAGUUCAGGACUGCUCCUUAGAACCGAUAAGCAAUGAUAUCAGUUACUACUAAAUUCAGGUGUUCCGGCAACUGGAGGCUUCCAAUAUCGUAAUAUCAGAAGUAGCUUCUCGCCAAUGUAAUUUCGCGUCGCCGUCCCAAAACGAACAGGGUCCGAACACAAAGGCACCACG
This is a messenger RNA of Alternaria rosae, 849 nucleotides long. Its product is annotated as membrane-associated, eicosanoid/glutathione metabolism protein. The record is from RefSeq and is a predicted model, not a curated record. Gene Ontology annotation, cellular component: membrane. Bases 113 to 607 code for a protein of 164 amino acids. NCBI's taxonomy places the organism in Eukaryota, Fungi, Ascomycota, Dothideomycetes, Pleosporales, Pleosporaceae. The transcript has 2 exons.